Molecule: messenger RNA, 732 nt
Organism: Penicillium brevicompactum
Lineage: Eukaryota; Fungi; Ascomycota; Eurotiomycetes; Eurotiales; Aspergillaceae
Exons: 2
Coding region: 1-732 (243 amino acids)
Source: RefSeq, a predicted model, not a curated record
AUGUCGCGCAUCCUCCUCGUCCUGACCUUCGCCCUCACGGCCUGGUCCGCCAGCAUCCUCCCCACCUCCGCCUCCAGCACAUUUCCACAAUGCGGUCUGUCCUGCACCGCCUUAACCAACGCCCAAACCUCCUGUGAAUCAGGCGCCGCCGCCUCCUGGACCUCCUGCUUCUGCCAAUCCUCCCUCCUGACCGGCCUCAAAUCCUCCGGCAGUGUCUGUUCCUCCUGCAGUACCGAGGACCAAGCGACUCUGUCCACCUGGUACAACAAUUACUGCAACGGCGGGAGUACCGCGACCACCACCAGCGCAAGUGCGGCGACUGGCUCUUCGACCUCUACUGCGACUUCCACCGGGACCGCGUCCAAAUCAAAUGCGAACACUUCGACUACUGAGGAGAACAAGUCAUGGUGGAGCACCCACUACAGAUGGAUCAUCAUGCUGAUCGUCCUGGUCAUCGGCUUCUCAGCCAUUGGCGCAGCCGGCGUCUGGUACAAACGCCGAUACGACGCCAAACGACCAAAUCUCUACCACGGCGGAAGCAGCGGCGCCUUGAGUACCGCCUCACCCCCUCGUGAAGCCGCAUGGGGUCCGGCCCCCAACAUGCCCGGUCUGCCAGCGGGGUCCGUGGCGAGUUCGCGGUCAACGGUGGCCAAGUCGAGCACGCCUGUUCCGCCCCGCUCUAAAUUGUCCAAGAUUGAUCAGCGCGGGGAUUUUGAGACGAGGCAGGUUUGA